This is a messenger RNA of Notodromas monacha, 749 nucleotides long. The record is from the annotation of a GenBank genome assembly. NCBI's taxonomy places the organism in Eukaryota, Metazoa, Arthropoda, Ostracoda, Podocopida, Cyprididae.
UCGGAAGAGGACGACGCCAUGUCUUUCGAAGACUUUAUCGACCUUGCGUCAGUUUUCAGUGAAGAAGCAGACGAAAAGUUGAAAGCUGCCUACGUUUUCCAAAUGUUUGAUUUCGAUGAAAACGAGGCAAUUGGAUUUGCAGACCUGGAAGAACUCGUACGUCGUCUGACAAGUUCCAGUAAGAAUUCGGGACUCAUAAAUCCCGCAUUUCGGUCGGAAUCAGAUUUAGCCCGAUCUUCUUCUCAAGGAAAACGAAUAGAAAAGGCAGUGCACGAAGAUGCUUUGCCGAAAGAAACUUUGCAGAAAAUUGUGGAGCAGGUUCUUUCACAGUCUGUCCUGGGAAAGGCCAAAGAAAUCAGUUACCAGGAAUUCGUUCACUUGACUUCCAAGCUUCCGGACUUUGCUUCCGCCUUCACCAUCCAUUUUUGAAAAGAAAAUCAUUUCCAUCGUCACACAACUUUUCUCUUUUUUAUUUAUUCGAAAAAUAAACAUCUUGGCGCAUCGUUUUCGCGGAUAUUCCAAAAGCGCACAAUCGAAACAUUCAAAUUCCUCCUCGGCAUGUGUACAAUAUUUUUCAACUCGUGAUUGCUGCUGGCAACAUAAACCGCGCUGUGGAAUCAAUGUUUCUUUCAUGCAGUACGUCGUUUCCGGGAUGAAUUGCUCAAAAUUGUGUACAGUACACGUAUAUAGUGUCAAAGCAAUAAGAAUAAGAGGAAGGAAUAAAGUGUCUCUCUUCAGCAGAAUAUACA